CUGUGCCGCUACUCCGCUCCGUCGCCGCUGGCCGCCGCCGGAGACGUCGACGACGACGACGACGACGACGACGACGUCGACGCACGGGCGUAACGUGGUGUGUUAUCGAAGCCAUUCAUCGCUCGCUCUCGAAAUCGCCAGACGCGGGCCGUCGCGGGAUCGCGACAGGCCUUCUCCUUCCCUGGCUCCCUGUGUGUGUGUCUGGUUCGCCGCAUUCGCGAGAAUCGCGAGAUCGCCUCGUUACGGUUCCGUGCACCUCGACGCCGUUUGGAGUACCACCUUGUCCGGAGGGCGGGAGUGAGACGGAGAGAGAAAGGAGGCGAAAGAGAGGCAGUGACAGAGGGAGAAAGAAGCGCCCUGGCCGUUCGCGAAGGAUCGUCCUACACGACGUUCCCUACUGUCACUUUCGUGCCGAGACCGAUACGGAUCGCGCACGACGGCGCGGGCGUCCCGACCGAUGCCCCGUCGACGGAUUUAGCCCGGUAGCAGUGCGACCGUGCUGUGCGUUCGUUGUUGUAGUAGUGCAUCAUGUGAUUACUUCCACAUCUCUGUAAUCUCUUCGCCACGGUGACGGGUACUAGCCAGCGUGAAGGAUGCAGGAACUGGCAUUCCAGCGCCGAAAAGGGAUCCUUGCCCCGUUAUCGGUGUUAGUGCUGCUGAUACUACCAUUGGUCGAUUUACCCUCUGUAAACGGAUCUUGCGAGUUUCCAUCGAGUUGGUCAGGAGAAUGGUUUCAGUAUGGCAAGCCUCAAUCAGUCAUUAUAAACACAACCAGUCUCGGGGAACGGACAUGUCUCGAAAAAACGGAUGACAAAUAUAUCGUUUUCGGUGACAAUUGUUAUCACUGUAUGAUCAUCAACGGACGCCAUGAGAACGUUAUUCAAUAUCGCGAAACAGGCUGGUGCAACUCGGAGCGAUUGCGUUUGGAAAACAUGUGCUCGGAAAUUACUUCGGACGAUACGCUCUAUUCGAUGUUCCGUGUAAACUCGAAACCGAUAGCUUGCCCAUUCAGCGGGGCGUCAUUCACAUUCACGUACAAUCGGGGUUACGGCGAGUGUGCUAUGCCUAUAAGUCUCGUGGAGAAAUGUACUGACGAGAGCAAGCUCCUCCUCAAGUACCAGGCCUGUCCGGAUGUCGCGGGAACCGAGAGCAACACCGAGGAAUUACAAUGCCUUGCCAGUUGGAACGAUGGUCGAAAUAAAUAUCUCGUGGGAACUUUGAAAGAAAGGAGCGCACUGAAUGACGCAAAAACCUACAGGUGUUUCCUGUACGAAGAAAAGUCUCAUCAUCAGGGAAAAAUGAUUUAUUUACUUGCACAGUCCGGCGACCCGACUUGCAACGGUCUAACCACAGUUUCCGAAGGUUCACCUACCAUAAAACUUAUUAAAGUUGACAAAGAGCACAAUAGAUGCAAAUAUCCUGCUUGGGUAACUCAACAUCAUGACUGGCACUCUCUCAAUGGUACAAAAAGCUAUCAUUUUACAAACAAGAACGCGACGCUGAGAGUAAAAAUGCAAGCACAGAAUACUGAUGGCGAAAUCGUCCAUGAGGAAAAAAUCGUUUGUCACAAUUUGGAGAAGCUAUAUCCGAAUGACAACAUGCAAGGGAAUAAAGUGAAACUGGUUGCUCAUGUCACCAGCGGCUGCGAUAUUGGUUACGUUUGCAUGAUAUUUCACAAAAGAGACAGUCAUAUCAUUGAGAUACAGCAGUCAGAUCAAAAAGCAAUUAUGCCAGAGGAAGCGUGCUCAAUAUCGGAUCCCUCCACGAGGCCGUAUACAACCUUAAUAACCACAUUCUUGCAUCAGAGAAGAUGUCCUAAUUCAGGACAGUAUGAGAUUCUGAAUUUUGCUUCAUCGGAUGCAUUGUCAGCUGCACCGACUCGGCAGCGGCGUAGCGAGCUGUCGAGGACGACCAAGAGGCGAACUUGGCAGGAAAACGAAAACGAGGAAUGCAGAAGUACGGAUAUUCAAAUUGGCUGCACCCUGUCCGAUCAAGCCGAAAUAAUAAUCGGCAGCACGUGCGAACAUGAAAAGAUUGCCUAUUCUUGUCACGGCAGCUGGGAAGAGAAAGGAAUGUGGUAUACGAUAGCGUCACAACGGAAUUCGGAAAUUUCAGGCAGUACAGGACAAACGUUUUGUUUUUCUAUGCUUCUCAAAAAUGCCAAAGACAAAGGCAGUAGACAGAAGCAAGAAAAAGAAUUAUGGCUUUCAAGGCCAUCGCGUACUUGUCAAAGAGAAGUUAAUGAUGAAUGGACCUAUAGACUGUCCAAUCAAGGAGUGUGCGAAGUCUUAAUGAAGACUCCAAACGCAGCGUCUGCUUCGUCGUUGUCCCAGCUUUUGUUUAUUUUACAUAUAGCAGCUUACACCGCUAUUAAUACGCUAUGCGUAUUACUUUCGAGAUGAUCUGCAGCUAUUAUGUAAGACUGUCUAAGUACUAUAAUUUCCAGCACGAAUUCUCAGGUAUUGCGUGUUUCUGGAAGUGUAUAUAGCUCAAAAAAUUUGUAAGCUAUUGACCGAUCGAUGAGCUGUCGUAAAUAGUGGAAAAUGUGCAGCUAAAUAGCUAUUACCGACAAUAUUAAUUUCCGUUUCGUUGGAACAGACUAAUUACUUAAACCGGUGAUUAAGAGUGUUCCCAAUUGGGAAUGAAACGAUUUAAACAUAAAUUAUUUUUUAUACAUACAAUACUUAGUUAGAAAAGUGUUCCUUAGCUUGAAAGAAAAUAAUUGCUUGGCACAAGUUUCCUUUCAGUUGCCAUCAUGUUGUUGUCAUCAAGUCAAUAGUAAUUUCGUUUAGGUCCAACCUUAUGUGGACAAUGGUUUGCCUGCACAGUAGUUGAAAUACUGUCACAUACUUAUUGUCAUAAAAGUUGCCACAAUCUAUUUGAAACCGUUUUCGUAAAAUAUUUAAUCUACAUUUCCAUCAAUUGAAUGGACGAAUAGUUUGAAAAAUAGUUUGAUUCUCUGUGCCAUCUGGAUUUCCAAUAAUCUAUUAUGCGAUCGGUUUGUAAGAGGUCAACUGUUGCCUGAAUGUUGCCAUGAAUUUGCUCAUAACCGUUGGUAGCGAUAAAAAAUCGGUAAUCCAAUAAGGCAAAAUUAAGGAAAUCACUUUCCUUAAUAUUGAAAGCAACUUAAAACAGUUUCAAGCAAAUUGAUAUUUGACAACAACCUGUGGGAAACUUGCUAUCUGGAUUAUUGUAAUUUACUGACUAGUAUUCUAAAUGAGUGACCAAACUCUAGAUUACUAGUGUUUUCGAUAUAACGUUUGUUAGCUAUAUACUGCCUGAAUUGUUGAUUAAUUACAAUAGUUCUCAAUGGAUAAUCAUAUGGAUAAUUUUUGAUUGUUCAUAUGUUUUUCGCUUAAUUUUUUAUGAAAGAGAACCGAGAUGAUAUAUUCAGGACUAGGCAA
Molecule: messenger RNA, 3404 nt
Organism: Trachymyrmex septentrionalis
Lineage: Eukaryota; Metazoa; Arthropoda; Insecta; Hymenoptera; Formicidae
Exons: 13
Coding region: 594-2402 (602 amino acids)
Source: RefSeq, a predicted model, not a curated record